AUGGCAAAAUUUUCUGUCUCCCCUCUCUGCUCAUCCCCCUCUCCUCGUCUUCAACUUCACCGGCAAUCAUUCUUCACCGUUUCUCAAGCAAUCGCUCAUCCCGCUUCUUCCGCAACCGAUUCCAAUUCCACUUUCACCUUCGCUACCACUUCCAAUCUCACUCCCAAAGUCGUCGUCACCAGAGAACGCGGCAAAAACUCCAAGCUUAUCAAUGCUCUGGCCAAACAUGAAAUCAGUUGUUUGGAGCUUCCACUCAUUGAGCACCUACGGGGACCUGAUUUUGACAGGCUUCCUUGUACAUUAAGUGAUAAUGCAUUUGAUUGGGUUAUCAUAACUUCUCCGGAGGCUGGUUCAGUCUUUCUGGAGGCAUGGAAAACUGCUGGGAUGCCCCACGCCAGAAUAGGCGUUGUUGGAUCAGGUACUGCAAGCAUUUUCAAAGAAGCUUUGCUGUCUUCAAACAAAUCGCUUGAUGUUGCGUUUUCACCAUCUAAAGCAACUGGAAAAGUUUUGGCAACAGAGCUUCCCAAAGUCGGAAAUAAAACCACCAUUCUAUAUCCUGCUUCUGAAAAGGCUAGCAAUGAGAUUGAGGAAGGGCUUUCAAGUCGCGGAUUUCAAGUUACUAGGAUGAAUACAUAUACAACGGUACCAGUUCAACAUGUUGACCAGAUGGUUCUAAAGCAAGCACUUGCUGCCCCUGUUGUUACAGUAGCUUCACCAUCUGCAAUUCGGGCCUGGAAGAAUCUCCUUUCAGAUUCUGACUGGAGCAAUUAUGUUGCAUGCAUUGGUGAGACAACUGCUGCAAUGUCAAGAAGAUUAGGCUUCAAAAAUGUGUACCACCCAACACAACCAGGCAUUGAAGGCUGGGUGGAAAGCAUCCUUGAAGCAUUGGGAUCCUAUGAUGAAUUAUUGAGGUAG
Molecule: messenger RNA, 915 nt
Organism: Lathyrus sativus (Indian pea)
Lineage: Eukaryota; Viridiplantae; Streptophyta; Magnoliopsida; Fabales; Fabaceae
Source: the annotation of a GenBank genome assembly